Molecule: messenger RNA, 561 nt
Organism: Ceraceosorus guamensis
Lineage: Eukaryota; Fungi; Basidiomycota; Exobasidiomycetes; Ceraceosorales; Ceraceosoraceae
Exons: 2
Coding region: 1-561 (186 amino acids)
Source: RefSeq, a predicted model, not a curated record
AUGACCAUCGCCGCGCCGUUUCGAGACCUCACCGCGACGCCCAACCAGCCGCUCUCGCGAGUCGUCUUUACAUCCGGCACCCGCGUUCGCAUUGCCGCUCCCAGAGAGGUGGUUUGGCGGGUGAUUACCGCGCUGGACGAGUAUGCCGAGUGGAACAGCACGAUGCGGAGCUUUGAGCUGGAUGGCGCCGAAGCGGCACCUCUGCGAGAAGGCGCCAAAGGCAAGAUGAAAUGGGAUGAUGGCAGUGGAAAGCCGAUGGAGGUGCCUGAACUCAUCACCAAGCUCGCGGACGACGCGAUCCAGUCGACGCUAGCCUGGCAAGGUCUGCUGUUGCCAAGCUGGCUGGGCAUUGCGGAGCGAGUGCAGACGGUGUCGACGCUUCCAGAAGAGGGAGCAGCGGCGUGCAUGGUCACAAACUGGGAAUCCAUGUCUGGGCCAUUCGCAUGGAUCGGCUACUACCUGUUGGGUCUGCAGAGCAAGCUCGAUCAAGGCAACGCCACGUACUGUCAUGACCUCAAGAGCAGGUGCGAGGAGGUUUGGGGGCGCGAGAGAGUAGUAUAG